This is a messenger RNA of Arachis duranensis, 1149 nucleotides long. Its product is annotated as F-box/kelch-repeat protein At3g17530-like. NCBI's taxonomy places the organism in Eukaryota, Viridiplantae, Streptophyta, Magnoliopsida, Fabales, Fabaceae. The transcript has a single exon. Gene Ontology annotation, molecular function: protein binding. The record is from RefSeq and is a predicted model, not a curated record. Bases 1 to 1149 code for a protein of 382 amino acids.
AUGUCCAUUAACAAUACACAUCAAACUUCAUCUACAAAGAAAGAUUUGCCUGAAGAUGUCCUAAUGGAGAUCUUGGUGAAGACCGAGCCAAAGACUGUUGCGAGGUGCAGAUGUUUGAGCAAACGAUGGUACCGCCAAUUAUCUUCCUAUCAAUUUGUGAAGAGAAAUUUUUUUGCAACCAAAGGUAGGCAUUUCAGCAUUCUCUUAACAUUUGGUUUUCCUCCGUGGGAAAUCGGGCGUGAUUGGCUUACAAGCAUUCAUGGAGAAUCUCAAGCCACUGCACCUAUUAGGUUACCAUUCAAUACAUCCGAAUUUGGAUGGUGGAGUGUCAUUGGGUGUGACAAUGGGUUGGUGUGUUUGAGGUACAGCCUUCAUGGACUCCCAUCCGAGAUCAUGUUGUGGAAUCCUCUAACAAGGCGAACACGAAUUUUAAAAGAUCCUGGAUCAGUUCGUUCUUUGCAUGCUGUUUGUAUAUAUAAUUUUGGAUAUACAAGUGGCAUUGAUCAGUACUAUGUAGUUCACGCUUAUAAGAGGAGUUUUCGAGACAGGAGGCUGGAAUUCACAUUUUACGAUUCUCGAAUGAACGACUGGAUUGAGCAUGUCAUCGAAGACAAAGUAAUUCAGAAGUUAGGGCCGAAUAGCGUAUGGCUGAAUGGUGUUGUGUUCUGGAUUAAUUGGGUUGGUGAGGACUAUAUCCAUCCACUUUGUGUUGUGUGUUAUGAAUUAAAAUCAGGCCAGCUUAAUCGAUACACAAUCCCGAAGAUAGCCAAGAAGAAGUUCCAAUAUCUUUCGGCUUUUAAUGAUAAGGUCUGCUAUAUUUCAUAUGAUAGUACAUGUCAAGAUGAUAAGAUCGGGAUAUGGAAAUUAGACACCAAUGCAUCCAGGAAAAAGAUGUGGCAAAACAUACUCAGCAUUAAUCCAAUCAGCAUCGGAUUUAACCCUAAUAUUUUUAUUGGAGAUCAGAUCAUUAUGCUAAUGGAGCACAGAAGCAACCUUAUGAGGAUCAAUGAUCGUCAUAAUACUGAGAUUUGUUUGAAGAGUCUGAACAUUAAAAAAAAUCAGAGCAAAGAGUUAUUCUACAGAACUUGGAUGGAAGAGAUCGAGAUCAAGUCCUUAAGCUUAUUAUUGCAAGGGAUGUUAAAUCCUUAA